Thelazia callipaeda (thelaziosis nematode) is the source of this 822-nucleotide messenger RNA. Lineage: Eukaryota; Metazoa; Nematoda; Chromadorea; Rhabditida; Thelaziidae. The record is from the annotation of a GenBank genome assembly.
AUGCAUUCAACCGUGACUGUAGCGAGGAAUCUGGUGGAAAGAGUGCGUUCUCGUUUAAGUGGAAAUGGUAUUGCCAUUGGUGGUCAUAGUUCAUUUGGUUCAGGAGUGAACAUCACCAACGAUUGUAGUAUUUCGUCCAGGAAUAGUUCUGUGGGUUACACUGAAUUGAUGGGAGGUUCAGUACCUUGCCCAAGUUGCAAGGGCUCAGGACGGAUUCCUAAAGAAUUAGAAGAGACAUUGGUAGCUUUGAUUCCUGUCAAUGAUGAGCGCUUGAAACCGAAAAGAACUUGGCUUUAUGUUGUCUCUGUCGUUCUUGGCUGUUUAUCACUGGCCGGUGUUGUGAUUUUCUUAUUAGUACCUCGUGCGGUCUAUUUAACAAGCAUUAGGCCACCAGUUGAAAUUAUAAAAGUAUACGAUCAUGACGAAAGCCACAUCAGUUUUUACUUUAUGAACGAAUGCAACAUAUCUAAUGCUAAUUACUAUACUGUAAGAGUGGUGAAUUCAUCAGCCACAAUUUUAUCGAAAUUUCAACCUUGGUCAACAGAUGUUAUCGGUUUCGGAGGCAAUGCAACAACUGUAUUAGUUGGACCGAGAACCAGUAGAGGGCAUAUUUUGCAAUUUAACAAUACAGUAACGUUGAAAGGUGGCGUCGCGGAGUACUGCCAAGCACCAUUUUCGAGGUUAACUUCUUUAUAUGUAAACAUGCAGUUUGACAUAUCAGUUACUCUUGAAUAUUUAAAUCAUCAUGAGCAAACUACCUUAUCCGUGGUUCAGCAGGUUUGCUGCGUGCCGUCAGGCAAUUGUACUGCUAAUGAAUGGUGA